CACUAUUUUUCAUUUAACAACUUAAUCCAAUUAAUCCAAUUCCUUUAAGCGUUUUGUUGUUUAAUUUCCUUGUUUGAUUACCGUUAAAAUGAUGGUACUAAACGUAAGCAACCAAGAUGAGAUGGUUCCAAACUGCAAUCAUCAGACAAGGAUAUCUCCGAACAGCAACGGAAACGUUAUUUUCCACCCGGCAACUUGAAUUAGUUCGAACUUGAAUUACAACUUGAAUUAGUUCGAAAGGAAUGAAUUGUUUCUAAUUUGACCCGAGGAUUAGAAUUUGCAGCCGAAUUCUCAGAACAAUUUGCAGGUUGCAACUUUCGAAUAGUUCGAACUGUUAACAACUUCGGAAUCUACAUAUACUGCAACACUAUUUUUUAAUUAACAACUUAAUCCAAUUAAUCCAAUUCCUUUAAGCGUUUUGUUGUUUAAUUUCCUUGUUUGAUUACCGUUAAAAUGAUGGUACUAAACGUAAGCAACCAAGAUGAGAUGGUUCCAAACUGCAAUCAUCAGACAAGGAUAUCUCCGAACAGCAACGGAAACGUUAUUUUCCACCCGGCUGAAAUUUCAAAUGAUCAUAAGUUAGCCCGAUCACGAAGUGUCACAACUAGUUCAAAAAACGGGAAAAAGGAUAAUAGUUAUUCAGUUUGUCAUUCCGAUGCGGUCAAUGACAUACAACACGGUAAUGCCGUUAGCCCCGUUACUCAAGUUAAUCAGCCCAAUUUGGUUAAUAAUUGCUGUAAACUUAACCAAUUUAAUAAAGUUGCCCUCUUCAGACAGCAAUCCAGACAAAAACCAGAGAAAAACCAAGAUUUUUUCAGGAAGUUAUCAAAAAUGAGAAGACAGCCAUCAAAGCGAAAUAAGCAGUUAUUGAAUGCCAAAAGCAACAGUUACCAAUUUUGUAAUGAUCAUACUUCAAUUACCAUUCCACAGACAGGCGAAAGUGAUGUUAAUAACGUGACCUCACUUUUACCGAUAGAUGGCGACAACAAGAACACAUGUCACAGAAGCCGAACGUUUUCGAAUAAUUAUCAACAGCAAGUGCAGCCACAAUUUGAAAACCAUACACACCUAUACGACUGCUGUCGCUACUAUUGUCCAAAAGAAUUCGAAGCGUCCGUCAGACCGCGCAAACAGAGCAAUCGGUUGAGCGAAUCACGAAGUCCGACCAGAUUUAAGCAAUUGUUCCAGUAUGAGAUCAAAAAAGACAAACCCCUCAAACAAAUCGAACGAAUCGACGCCACGCGACCUCUUUUGUUGGCCUUCUGCAAAGCACUUCGACCUGUCGCAUUUUCCCUUACAGUCUGUGGUAUGUUGACGACGUCGAAGUUUGACCACGACAUCCGGCAGGCCUUGACAGUGGAUUUUUUCCCGCUGAAACAGAUCCAGAAAAUGUGCAAUAGGUUGCCCUACUGUCUGGUUCUUCUGCUACUGUUGUGGUUUAACUUUGGGCGAUAUGUGGCAGCAUGUAUCGUAGCCAGUGUCGAAUCCGGUGACAUGACUCAUAUCGUGAAUACGAUCUGGACGUUUUUAUGUGCAUUCAACGCGGCCAUCAUGUUCAAAGCGUCUCUCAAAUCAGAUCUGCUUCCGAGUUUGUUCAACGAGUGGUUCUCGUUCUCCAAAGUUGAUCACGCCAACAUCAUGCCAACAUUAUCUCGUUCUCACUCCACUAUCAACAACGUGAACAACAAUAACAACUUCAGCCACCAAUCAAACCAGGGCCAAAGUGAAACCAAACCACAAAACUCUUCGCAAAAACUGUCGCCCUUCCAAAUGGAAGCCCGGUCUUGGCGAUGCCUCAAGCUGAAAAUGAUGAUUAUCCUCAACCUCUACCUACUAUGGACGUUCUUGGCAAUAGUCCACAAUUGUAUGGACAUAGUGGGGGCAUCAGCUUACUCAGAUGUGCUUACAGUUCCAUUCAAGAACCUCCCAAAAGCAGGAUGCCUUUUCUUCUUAGGCUUGAACAUGCUGGCAACAUCGGCAAUGAACUUACCUCUGGUCAUUUUCGUCGCAACGUGCAUGUUGCUGUGUGAACACUUUCGAAAUAUUUCCGCCCAACUUCAGACUUGUGUUCAAAACGAGGAAAUAGUUAUUAUGGAGUUUGAACAAUUACGAACCCAACAUCAAUACAUGACAAACACCCUUACAAAGGCGGAUAAGAUAUUCUCGGGCUUAUUGUUGCUGACGUUCACAGCCAAUUUGCCGUUGUCGUGCUUGAGUAUAUACAGUUUGACAAAGGAAACCGAGACACUGCCGAUUAUUUCGCUGGUCGUGUGGCUAGUUGUCGGCCUCAUGAAUGUUGCGAUUGUGUCCUGGUUCGCUGGAAAUGUUGUUGAGCAGGCGCAUGCUCCACUUCAGCAUAUUUACAACCUCAGAAUUCCAUCGAAUGCACCACAAAGCUUCGCUCUUCAGGUGAAUUUGUUCCUGUCCAAACUAGAUGGGGGUCCCAUUGCAUUCACGCUUUCGAGUCUUGCUAGUGUCACCAAAUCAUUUGCAGUUACGACGUUUGGCGUGUGCUUUACGUACACCGCAAUAGCCAUCCAAAUGUCGCCCUUGUUAGAAUCGAAGACUGUCGAUUCCUCUUCCGAACUCCCUCCUUCUGAGUUGGGAUAAAAGACGAGACCGGAAUAGUUAUUCGAAUGUAGCCUCUCAAAGUAUCAGUUCUUGUUUCAUGGCUGGUUUGUGUCUGACCUAUACUGCAAUUGCCAUUCAACUGUCACCCCUAUUGGAAGCCUCCAAGCAACAACAAAACUACCUAGCUAUUAAUACAAAUG
Molecule: messenger RNA, 2771 nt
Organism: Symsagittifera roscoffensis
Lineage: Eukaryota; Metazoa; Xenacoelomorpha; Acoela; Convolutidae
Exons: 10
Coding region: 454-2610 (718 amino acids)
Biological process (GO): detection of chemical stimulus involved in sensory perception of taste; sensory perception of chemical stimulus
Cellular component (GO): membrane
Molecular function (GO): taste receptor activity
Source: RefSeq, a predicted model, not a curated record